ACAGGAUCAUUUCUGUGCAGAGCAUUGCUGAACAGGUAUUCCUUUAAAAUACAUUAGACACCAGCCUGGAAUGUACAUCUGAGAUAACACAGGCAUCAUCUCCGUGCAGAGCAUUGCUGAACAUGUAUUCCUUUAAAAUAUAUUAGACACCAUACAGGAAUGUACAGCUGAAGUAACACAGGCAUCAUCUCCAUGCAGAACAUUGCUAAACAGAGAGACUGUACUACAGACUGACCACAGGGCCAUACUUAACCUGAGGUAAAAGGCCAGUUGGUGCUGUCUCCACCCACCCAGAGCACACGCAGCUGGAAGACGUGCAGAAUUUUAAUACCUGCAAACUUUUCUUAUGUCUAGCUCAGACAAUAGCACGCCCCUUUCAUAACCAUUACAUGAACCAAGGAAUGGGCCAUGUCAUAGCAAUGCCAACGUUAGACAUGUCGAUUCAGAGGUCUGUUUACUGUUCCUUGAUGUGCUUCACCUGCAUAUUUGGUACUCUAGGCUCUGUCUAUCUGCAUGUUCCUCAGACAUACUUUAAAGGAUUUGAGCAGGAGUCUGUGCUGCUGUCUGUCUCCUACAGCUUCUCCGAACCUUUUACAUUCCUUCAGAUCAAGUGGGAAUUUAUCUCUGAGACAGAAGUUAUCUUAAUGCACACAUUUCGGAAGGUUACUUCAGCUAACGGUUCUUCAGAAAUAUUCAACAAGAGCUUCAUAUCGAAAAAAUACCAAAAUCGGGUUAGUUUAUCUCCUGAGAAUGGCUCAUUGUGGAUGGAUCAGCUGCGCUUGAAGGACAGCGGCAACUAUCAGAUAAUAAUCAAAGAUUCACAGAGUUCUGCAACAAACGUGCUGAACCUGACAGUGUUGUCAUGCUGCCAUGCUGCUAACAUGACUGAGGAAAGGAAUAUUACAUUUACGAAGAACAUGGACUGUGAGUCGAGCUUCAUCAGCAGUGUCGGAGCCCUCUUCUUGCUGAUGCGGGUGACGGCUAUCAUUCUGUCAUUUCUGCUCCUCCUGGCGGUACAUCUCAUUUUACAGCAUACUCACCUAAAGUGAAAGCCAAGGGAACUGUGUUGGCUGAUCAUUUUCCCCAUCUCAAUUAUUACUGCCUAAAAGGGGCAUUUUCUUCAGUUCUUUUCAGAAACUUGUAGGCCAAAAGUGUCAGCCAUAUUCCAUUUAUAAACUGUUUCAGUUCCAGAAAUUUUAACUGUGAACAAACGCUUUAUAUUUCUUUUAAUAUGCUCUCCCAAAAGUGUAAGCAGUGUAGUUACUGAAGAUAUGUAAAAUCUGAUGUGCUUUUGUUUAUGUUUAUGGAUCAUGGAACAUACUUUCAAAUUAUUGAAAGAAAGUCACAACAUUAAGAGAAGGUUUUACCAGAAUGUUUAAAAGAUAACAUCUGUGCAAGUAGAAAUACUUUGUUAUUUUUUUCUCCUUCAUAUAACUGUGCAUGCAGUCCAUUUAUUUGUGAUGAGUGUUACUCCAUAUAAAGAUAGCUGUUGUAGAUCCAGAAGUGUAGUGGCGAUUGUUACAAUUAUGUCAGUCUAGUACCAUCUUUUAAGAAAUGUUUUUCUGGGGUCUAUAUUAUAAUAACGAAAGUGCAUAUGCGCGACUACAUAAAAGUCGACACAUAAUGCACAAAACCUGAAAAUAGCGAACGGCCAAGUAAUUGAAUUUUUCCCUAGGUGAAAAAACUUAAGCAGCUGUUCGCUAAAAAAAAUAAUUUAACACCAUAAACAUUAAAUGCGAUUCGAUGAAUAGGUGUAGCUGUUUCCAUAUUCGCUCAGAAGCAUUUUUGUGCUUCUAAUAUAGACCCAUGUUUCUAGACAUCGAAACUUAUUCUUGAUUCACUGUUAACUGUUUUAAGUAAAUAUUUGGUUCCAGUAAACCUCUGCUGUUAUACCAACAAUGACUUAAAGAUGUUAUAGAAUAUGGCUGCAUAUUGUUUCCCAAUAUGUUUAUGCAGGAUACCUGUAGCACCUACCAGGAUUUAUUACAUAUCCUAAGCAUUAAUCUAUCAUUGUACUGUUUUACUGGCUUGUGUUGUUAUUGUACUCUUGCCUAUUUUGUAUGUCUGGUCAGUGUUUGACCCUGGGCUAAGAUUGCAAUUGGUCAGAACUGGUCAGUCUACUACCCUGGAAAACAAAUUCAAACAAACAAACAAAUUUUACGGAAAAUCGUGGGGAGACAGUCAAGUCUGAUGGAUAUGUAAGUAGUAAGGUUUUAACUUUUGGUAGCAAUAGCCAAAAAGUCAAGGACAUUUUAUGUAAGAAUUGGAUUUUGCUCAGGGCUAAUAAAGAACUUCAGUCAAUUUUGGUGAAUAAUCCAAGCUUCAUGUUUAAAACUAAUGUUAACUUAAAAUUUUUGUUUGAACAUCCUAUUUUGUUCAGAUGUGUGUCUGACAAAGGCACUACUGGUUGUGGGCAUUGUAACUAUUGUAAAUACAUUCUUAAGGAUUCAUUAUUCUAUAUUGGUGAAUUUGGUGUAAGGGUGAAAACAGUUGUGGACAAUUGUGGAACUAAGGGUUGUGUCUAUUUGGCGAUGUGCCAACAUUGUUCUAGUUUUUACAUAGGGAAAAUGGAAAGGACUCUCCAUAGAAGAAUGUAUGAACAUUUACACGCCAUUAAACAGAAAAACACAAAUAAUGCCCUUUUUAGACAUUUAAAUAGUAAUCCAGGUUGUACAAAAUUUUUAUUUGGCAUUUUAGAAAUUGUUUAUAUGGA
Messenger RNA from Protopterus annectens (West African lungfish), 2713 nucleotides. RefSeq lists its product as uncharacterized. NCBI's taxonomy places the organism in Eukaryota, Metazoa, Chordata, Ceratodontiformes, Protopteridae. The coding region runs from base 390 to 1049 and encodes 219 amino acids. The record is from RefSeq and is a predicted model, not a curated record. The transcript has 4 exons.